GUAUUGCAACGAAAGGAAAGCGCUGCACCGUAUUCUUUCUUCCUCACAACCAUCUUUUGUGCACCCGUUGAGCUUUCAUACCUGCUCAACGUUUGUUUUUUGGUGGGAAGGUAAUUCUUCUGUUUGCAAGGAAGCUCACCGGGCGACAACCGCGUCUUUUAGCGCGUUGCAGCAGUUGAGAAGAGAGAGAGAAAGAGGCCUUCCAGGUCACCGUGUGGAACAUCGCAAAGAGGAAGUCUUACCGGACAUCCGCACAUCUAUAUUAUUUAAGCCUUAUAUUAUUACUCGACAAAAUUAACCACAAUGGAAACCUCCUCGCCCAAGACGAAAGAUCCGGUGACCUUGAUGGCCAUGUGGGGCUCGAUGAGGGACUACGACCCGGAGCAGGGGUUCAGCUUUGAGGGCCCAGAGAAGCGCCUGGAGGUGAUUCUGCGAUUCACCCCGGAGACCCACGUGGACGGGCUGCGCAGCCUCGACGACUCCGUCUGGGCCGGCGUCGUCGGCUCCCUGGACGCGCAGAUCGUGUCGAGGCAGGCGAAUGAGUUCAUCAAGAGCUACGUGCUGACCGAGAGCUCCCUCUUUGUGAUGACCAACCGCAUCAUCCUUAUCACGUGCGGUACCACCACCUUGCUGAACAGCAUCCCCAAAAUUCUCGAGGCGAUCAGCGCCGUGCGGGGCGAGCUGGAGUGGGUCUCCUUCAUGCACAAGAACUACUCCUUCCCGUGGGAGCAGAAGGGGCCGCACACCUCCCUCGCGGAUGAGUUCGCCACGCUGAAGCAGCACUUCCCCACCGGCCGGCCCUACAUCUUCGGCCCGGUCGACAGCGAUCACUACUUCCUCUUUUGCUACGACGACAUCAUCCGCCCGUGCAGUUCCGAGGACGACACGCAGCUCAGCAUGACGAUGUACGGCCUCGACAAGGAGCAGACGAAGCACUGGUUCAGCGACCACUUCAUGUCGACCGGCGAGGAGACGGCUGCCAUCCGCGCGGCGACGCACAUCGACCGCGUCGUCGACGACUCGUGGAUGCUGCACGACUUACAGUUUGAGCCGUGCGGGUACAGCGUGAACGCGAUACGCGGCGCAGAGUACCAGACAAUGCACAUCACCCCCGAGGACCACUGCUCCUUUGCGUCCUACGAGACGAACAGCCGGUCGGCCAACUACGCCGAUCGCAUGAAGAAGGUGUUGGGCGUCUUUCGCCCGCAGCGCUUCACCGUCAUCGUUUUCCUCGACCCCGAGAGCCCGGUGGGGAAGGCCUACCAGAACGGGCAGGGGAUCGGGGUGGAGCCGGAGUACUACCCGGCGUACAGCGUGCUGCACCGCACCACGAAUGAGUUCGCCCCUGGCUAUGUGGCGAUGAAGAUUAACUACGUCAUGACAUCUGCGCUGGAGGAAGCGAAGAAGGCGGCGGCGGCGGCCAAGGCGGCGACGGCGGCAGUGUCGAAGAAGACGGAGGUCGCAGCUGCUCCGUCAUAG
Messenger RNA from Leptomonas pyrrhocoris, 1479 nucleotides. Its product is annotated as S-adenosylmethionine decarboxylase (ADOMETDC). Gene Ontology annotation, molecular function: adenosylmethionine decarboxylase activity. Lineage: Eukaryota; Euglenozoa; Kinetoplastea; Trypanosomatida; Trypanosomatidae. The transcript has a single exon. Gene Ontology annotation, biological process: spermidine biosynthetic process; spermine biosynthetic process. The record is from RefSeq and is a predicted model, not a curated record. Gene Ontology annotation, cellular component: cytosol. The coding region runs from base 304 to 1479 and encodes 391 amino acids.